This is a messenger RNA of Aspergillus wentii DTO 134E9, 1408 nucleotides long. RefSeq names its product serine hydrolase domain-containing protein. NCBI's taxonomy places the organism in Eukaryota, Fungi, Ascomycota, Eurotiomycetes, Eurotiales, Aspergillaceae. The coding region runs from base 44 to 1279 and encodes 411 amino acids. The record is from RefSeq and is a predicted model, not a curated record. The transcript is spliced from 4 exons.
UCUCAGUCCAUCCAUUCACCAACCCACUGUAACAACAUACACAAUGACCACCCUACCCACCGAAACCAUCGAAGUCAUCCAAAACCGCAUCGCUUCCGCCUGCAGCGAUCCCGAAAAGGGUCUCCCGGGAGUCUCAUUCGUCGCAGUCGGCAAAGAUGGCAAUGAACUCGUCAGCCAUGCAGCGGGGCAGCGGGGCUACGGCAGCUCUGAAGCGAUGAAAACGGACUCGGUGUUUUGGAUCGCGUCAUGCACGAAGAUGAUUACAGGCAUUGCGUGUAUGCAGUUGGUUGAGCAGGGGAGACUUUCGCUGGAUGAUGCAGAGCAGGUGUAUCAGUUUUGUCCCGAGUUGAGGGAUGCCAAGGUGUUGCAGAAGGAUGGGAGCUUGGUGGAGAAAAAGAGGGAGAUUACGUUGAGGAUGCUACUUACUCAUACCUCUGGUUUGGGGUACACGUUUUUCAGUGACGCUUUGCGGGAUUACAAGAAGCCUGGCUAUGAUGAGUUUACGGGGUCUAUCGAGGACUUUCUGCAGCCACUUAUCCACCAGCCGGGAGAGGCGUGGGAGUAUGGUAUUGGCAUCGACUGGGCAGGUGCCCUGCUUGAACGUGUAACUGGACUAUCAUUGAAUGAUUACUUCCACCAACACAUCUUCGAGCCCCUCGGCCUCAAGCAUAUCUCCAUGCUUCCGACUACAGAAAUGAAGAACAAUCUCACAUUCAUGAAUCAACGUGCUGCGGAUGGCCAGCUCUCUGCCCGAGAACAUGUGCUCAAGCGCGCCCUGCAAGAGGAGACAAAGAGCGACAAAUCAUACUUUUACAGCGGUGGUGCUGGAUGUUUCUCUACACCACAGGAUUACUGCCAAAUCCUCACCGUCCUCCUCAACAACGGCACAUCCCCCAAGACUGGCACCCAACUCCUGAAGAAAGAAACCGUCGACGAAAUGUUCCGCGACCAAAUCUCCAACCUCCCCCCACUGGCCGAAAAGCAUUUUCCAGACGCAGUCCCCGAGUUGGUAACCAAUGCCGUGGGUGUCCAUCCCACUGUCGCGGGAGACCGCCAAGGAUGGGGUCUCACUUUCAACAUCACUGGCGGUCCUACAGGUCGAUCGCUGGGAACAGGGCAGUGGUCUGGUCUGCCUAACCCGCGAUGGUGGUGUGAUCGGGAGAAGGGAGUUGCGGGGAUGAUAUGUGUGCAGGUGUUGCCGUUUGGCGAUAACCAGUUGUUUGAUUUGUGGCAGGAUGUUGAGGCGGGGGUGUAUAGGGGGUUGGGGUUGGGUGUCUAGAUCUGAUUGUAUAGAUGGAUUGUAUCUAUGAAGUACAGGCAUACUUAGUAUAGUCUUGAACAUGAACAGAGAACACAGAGGACAGAACUGUGUCCGUGAUAUAUUAUUGAUAAAGAUAUUAUGACGGAA